Messenger RNA from Pyrenophora tritici-repentis Pt-1C-BFP, 1323 nucleotides. RefSeq names its product NarK, Nitrate-nitrite transporter. Lineage: Eukaryota; Fungi; Ascomycota; Dothideomycetes; Pleosporales; Pleosporaceae. Gene Ontology annotation, cellular component: membrane. Gene Ontology annotation, biological process: transmembrane transport. The record is from RefSeq and is a predicted model, not a curated record. Gene Ontology annotation, molecular function: transmembrane transporter activity.
AUGUCUAUCAACGAAACAGAACCGCUGCUAUCGUACCACGAGGCGCAGCGUGAAAGAACAGAGCAAUUGCUUGCACACGAAAUCACAGCAAGCGCGCAGGACCAUGAGGAUUAUCCCGUCGAUCAUGGGAAGGUUGCUUGGAUGCAAGUGCUGGGUGGGUUUAUCUUGUUUGCGAAUAGCUGGGGUCUACCAAAUGCCUUUGGUGUCUUCCAAACAUACUAUGUCGACACGCUGAUGCCAGGGCAAGAUGCCGCAAGUAUCGCGUGGAUCGGUUCUAUCCAGCUCUUCUUCACCACCAUUGGUUGUCUCCCCGGUGGUGUACUUCUCGAUCGCGGGUACCUCAAGAGUAUCAUUGCUGUCGGCACUUUUCUGGAGAUCCUGGGCUUACUGUUGACGUCGUUUUUCCACGGCUUCUGGCCAAUUUUCUUCGCUCAAGGUGUUUGCAUGGGGAUCGGUAGCGGGCUUAUGGCGCUCGUGCCUGUGGCUGUGCUUGCCAUGUUCUUUGAGAAGAAGAGGAUGGUUGCUACGGGUCUGGCGUCGACCGGGGCGAGUGUUGCUGGUAUUGCGUAUACGCUUUCUAUGCGCUCACUGUUUACCAGUGUGGGGUUUGCGUGGGCUGUGAGAAUCUUCGCGGCUAUUAUACUGCUUACGAAUGCUGUAGCUUUUGUGGUCAUGAGGCUGCAGCUGCAGUAUGGAUCCAAGGGCUCCAGUUUUGGGUUUCAUCACUUCAAGGACCUGCCGUACGCGGUGUUUGUGGUGGCCUUUACGCUCUUCGUUGCUUCGACUUUCGUGCCAUUCUUCUUCAUCCAGGAGUACGCUAUCAAGUUAAGUGUGGAGAAGGAUAUGGCGUUCAACUUGCUGAGCAUCAUGAACGCGGCCAACAUAUUCGGUCGAUUUGUUCCGAACUUUGUCGCUGAUCGAUACGGCGGCGUUAACACUCUCUUUCCUUUGACAAUCGCGUGCAUCAUCACUCUCUGCACACUCCCACUUGUUCGGGACUUCAACGGUCUUGUAGCCAUCAGUAUUGCGUAUGGAUUCCUCUCGGGUGGUGUCAUUAUCAUCCCUGGUCCUACUAUCACCGAUCUUACACCCAACAAAUCCGAGAUCGGUGUUCGAUUAGGUCUCGCAUAUCUUGUUGCUGCAUUUGGUGGACUACUCGGUAACCCUGCUGCUGGUGCUAUCAAAGGACAAGGAAAUGGGGCAGUUGAGAACUUCAAAGGCGUUUGGUUCUUUGCCGUAGGAGUGAUGGGUGCAGGUGCUGUUGCGCUUGUUGUAACGAGGUGGGCGAAGCUGGGUAGUGCCUGGGCCUUGGGCAGGGUUUGA